This is a messenger RNA of Pundamilia nyererei, 7915 nucleotides long. It is a transcript of the gene cep170bb, whose product is annotated as centrosomal protein 170Bb. Lineage: Eukaryota; Metazoa; Chordata; Actinopteri; Cichliformes; Cichlidae. The record is from RefSeq and is a predicted model, not a curated record. Gene Ontology annotation, molecular function: protein binding. The transcript is spliced from 19 exons. The coding region runs from base 44 to 5146 and encodes 1700 amino acids.
CCUGGUAAGCAGUUCGGGGACUCGACACCGCCUCCCCCGAGAGAUGAUUUUUGUGGGCCGAGAGGACUGCGAGCUGAUGCUUCAGUCUCGCAGUGUGGACAAACAGCAUGCUGUCAUCAACUACAACCCGACCACUGAUGAACACCUGGUGAAGGACCUGGGCAGCCUCAAUGGGACAUUUGUAAACGACCUUCGGAUUCCUGAUCAGACCUACAUCACCCUCAAACUGUCCGACAUCAUCCGCUUCGGAUACGAUUCUCACGUCUACGUUCUGGAGAAAAGUCAACACAAAGUCCCAGAGGAGGCCCUAAAGCAUGAGAAGUACAGCAGUCAGCUGCAGAUGAGCCUAAAGCCUUCAGAGGGGAAGAAGAGCGACGUGGACGAGCGGGCGAGAGGCGAGAAAGCGCAGAGUACCAAGAGCCUCACACAGGAGGCGCCGGUGUGUCGGCCCACUCCUUUGUAUGGCCAGCCUUCCUGGUGGGGAGAGGAGGAUUAUGGGAGUAAAGUCCAAACCAGCGAUGAGCCACAUUCAGAUGUUCAGAAAGACGCUCCCUCUGCAGAUCCAGAAUUUUCUGCAUCGCUGUCAGACUGUCAGCCAAAGUCCGCCUUCCCUUCGUACCACCGUGAGCCGAGCUACUUUGAGAUCCCCACCAAGGACUUCCAGCACCCUAAGUCCUCAGGCGCGGAGCUCCAUGAGAUCCCCACCAAGGACACUGACACGCCCCCGGCCCCACUCUCGCCUCCCACUCCGACUCCACCUGUCGUUCAGAGCCAUGCCUCCUUUACCAUUGAGUUUGAUGAUUGCAUGCCUGGGAAGAUCAAGAUUAAAGACCACAUCACCAAGUUCUCCACUCGCCAGAGGAAGCUGCAGGCUACACCCACCAAGACAGCCAUCAUGGCCACACCUGCAGAGGUGAUGUCAGCAGAGAGCAAGGUGGCUGACUGGCUGGUCCACAGUGAUGUAAGCAUGAUGAAGAGACGCCCACCGUCUGAAGACGUUUACAGCACCAAGAGUGACCUUGCCAUGAAUAUCAAGACCCUGAAAGGUCACCAUCAUGAGGAUGGGACCCAGAGUGACUCAGAGGACCCAGUUCUCAAAGGAAGGAGUAAAUCCCACCACUCGGUCCGCACUGAGCACUCUAUGCAAUCAGAGCUGUCCCAGGCGUCGCAGCAGGUCAUCCAAUCAGGCCAGUCCAUCCAUAGUCAGCUACACCAACCACUGCAGCAUGCUCCACCCAGACCGGCCUCUGCCUCACCCGUGGCCCCUGAGAGACCCCUGUCCCAGAGUCCUCCUAAAGCUCUGUCACCCACCGAAUUUCCCAAACAGGCGCCCCCCGAGCACCUCACUCAGCAAGCUUUCAUCAUUGAGUUCUUUGAUGACAACCCACGCAAGAAGCGCUCUCAGUCCUUCACCCACAACCCCGCCCAUGCUGACUCGUACUCCACACUCAGAGCCAAGUUGGAGCGGCGGAAAGGCGGCGAGAGGCCAGCAUCUGUGCACGGCCUCAUCCCUCCCACACAGCAGGUGACGGUUCCUCUGAAGAGUCAGAGCCAUGGUGGCCCUCAGAGGUCAAGCUCUCUGAAGAGAGAAAAGACUGAGGGGGAGGCGGCUUCGUCGGCUUCCUCGUCUCGCUCCUCAUCGGGCAUCAUCAUCCGACCUUUCGGCAGCGUUGGGAAGAAGUCAAAGCUUGCCCAGGAGUUUGCUGCUGAAUUCCUGAAGGAUUCGGGUCGUAAUGACUCCUCCCCAACCAGGGAUAAGACAACUCCUCCACCAAUGUCUGCACCUCCUGUGAUGAUAUCGCCUCAUCAUACAAGGAUCCUCUCCACACAAGAACCUCCAGCUCCAUCUUCUGUCUCCUACCCUGCCUCCCCAUUACAGCCUCCAGCAAUCUCAAAGACCCCAGUCCCAGUCAACAUUCCAGGCCCAGCUGCCGCUCCGGUACAUCAGUCUGGACCUCCCUUCUCCACCAUGCCGCCCAUGGCCGUCAGUGGAGGAGAUGUCAAAGGUACCCAGAGGAUGGCCCGGAACGAGGAAGACGACAGCUUGAGCGAUGCUGGGACCUACACCAUUGAGACGGAGUCGCAGGACAAAGAGGUGGAAGAGGCUCGUAACAUGAUCGAUCAGGUGUUUGGUGUCCUCGAUUCUCCAGAGUACAGUGGUGUGAACACUGGUGUGUAUAGACCUGUGAUAAAUGAUGGAAAGGAUGAGCAUGCUAACCUGCCUACUGAUGGUAGCACUGUGGACUCACUGCAUGGCUUUAUCCCAUCUUCUAUCAGCGGCCCUUCAACAGGCCCCAUACAGGUUCCAGCUGCUCAUGCUGCAUGUCUGGAAGGCCCUAAGUGGGUUUCACGUUGGGCCAGUCUAGCAGACAGCUACGCCGAACCUGGUUCCACUCCACCUCAAGUAGAAUGUCUAGAAGAUUCACGUCUCAUGAGCCCUUCGAUGGGAAACUACAGCUACGACAACUCUGAGUCAGAGUCCAGCCACAGCUCCAGGACAAGAAGGCUGCUGCCCCAAGUGCCUCCAGAAAAGCUAGACGGUGUCACCCCAAGCAUCAUGAUUCGCCAUGAAUCUUACCAAAGCCAAGAACCUCUGGACAGAGCCUUUGGUCCCUCCCACUCAGUUGACUCCACCCAGCGCCUGUCCGUUCAGGAUGAUGUGGACCCAGACAGCCUGAGUGAUGCCAGUCGCUCAGAUGAUGGACCUGUUCAAGAGAAGAUGAGGACAAAUCAGGUCAAGACUGCAUUUGUAUCUCCAGUGAUCACUGGUCCUCAGCUUAGAGGUCAGGAGAAAGUGUCUCCAUCCUCCAAAUCCACCUGCUUCUACAUUGGUUCAGAAGACCAUCCCAGCAAACCUGAGCAAGCCCAGAGCCCAGUACAGUCUGAGAAGACAAGAGACCCCCCAGCAAAAACUCCCCCUACCACUGUCCUGAUCCGACAUCUGAGUGGAUACGAACCCAAGAGGACGGGAGUCAAACCCAACAGCUCUGCUCCAAACCUCCAAACACAGGACAAAGAUUCAGUUCCAACCAAAGACAGUUGCACAUCAUCCUUCAUCCGUCAGGAGAGUUUCACCAAAGACCAGCCCAGUGACACUGUCCAGAUGAAGAAGCUUCCCCACAUCUCCAGCCACCCAUCCAUCAGAGACAUGGAGCAGAGGCAGGAGAACAUCCAGGACACACAGUCCUUCCUUCAGGAAGGAACUCUAUCCUCUCUGGAUGCCAAGUUCCCCUCCUCUGGUUCAGGUCGCAGCUCAAAGAAGGAGGGUUCGUCCAGCCACAUGGACGACUCCCUGUCUGGUGAGUCAGAUGUUGACACGGCUAGCACGGUGAGUCAAGUGAGUAGCAAAAACACUCCAGUCAGCUCAACUUCUAAAAAGCACCCUCCCAUCAGCAGCCUUCAAAAGGAGAGGUCCUCUUCUAGUCCAUCCAUCCAAGAGAAGGGACAGCAGCUCAGUGCCCGUGAGCGACUUUCUGAGAAACGCCGAAACCAGAUCACUGCCAGUGCAGCAAAUAAGGCAGAGGCAGCGAAGCGCUUCCAGAUGCGCCGCAGUGCCGGGAAUCGUGGCUCUCUGGAUCUGUCUGAAGGCCAGCAGGGGUCUGGUCCGCAGUGGACCGAAACCCCAUCAUCUGAUCACGAAACGUCCCGUCCAUCCAGCCGCAGCAAAAAACUCAUUGCCCCUCUUCAGAAAGAAGACAAUGGGAAGAUGCCCAGGACGGCGACCCAGCAGGUUCUGACACGCUCCAACAGCCUGUCAGCGCCACGGCCGACCCGAGCCUCAAUGCUGCGGCGGGCACGUCUGGGUGAAGCUUCAGAUAACGAAGGUGCUGAGACUGACCGAGGCUCUCAGAAUUCUGACCAUAUUGCUGCAGCGCCCAAAGUGUCCACUGAGGGGAAGAAGCUGUCCAGGCUGGACAUCUUAGCGAUGCCCAGGAAGAGGACCAGCUCCUUCACCAACCCCAGCGAUACCGAGGCAUCCUCCACAGGACGGCCCACUUUCUCCAACCGGAACACAGAGGCUGUUGUCAGCACCAGGAAAACAUCGGCGGGUGACAACCGGCAGGCAGCUAGCAGAGGAGGCGGAGCUCCAGCGAAGCAACCUCUGACACGUACCCGUUCGAGCGGAGCCAAGUACGCCGGCAGCAGUUCCCGUCGCAGACAGAAGGGCUCGGACUUCUCUUCUUCCUCUGAUGAAGAAUACGAGACGAGUGGCAGUAUCUCCAGAGCCAAACGCUCCUCCCAUCCUUCCACCUCUGACCAGACGCCACACAGCCACCGGAUGCCCGCCACCAGGACCAAGUCUGUCUCCCUGGAAAUGGAGGAGGAUGAGGAUCAGAAUGACGUUGACCCGUACCAGAACUGGUCCACGCACAGCGCUGAGAUUGCAAAGCUCAGUCAGGACCUGGCUAAAGACUUGGCCAUCCUGGCGAAGGAAAUCCACGAUGUCGCUGGGGAUGGGGACUCGCCGAGCUCCAGCAUGGGCACCACCACGUCUCCCAGCUCGCUGCCCAACACGCCAGCCUCCACCAUCUCCGCCAGGGAGGAGACGCCAUCCUGUCCAUACUUAUGGGGGGUCCGACCAUCUCAGCUGGUCCAGCGUAUCCCUGAGGCCAGUUUAAACUACCAGAAGGUUCCUCCAGGUUCUGCUGCUGUCUCGGACCUGGACGCAAAUAUGAAUGAGCCAGAGACCAGUUCUAAGCAACGGCGUCCGUGGAACCGCGAAGAGGUGAUUCUGGACAACCUGAUGCUGAAUCCAGUGUCUCAGCUGUCUCAGGCCAUCCGGGAGAACACAGAGCAGCUGGCCGAGAAAAUGAAAGUUUUGUUCCAGAACAAGGCUGAGGUCUGGGAGGAGAUUGAGGCAAAGAUCAAUACUGAAAAUGAAGUCCCCAUCCUGAAGACCUCCAACAAGGAAAUUACCUCCAUUUUGAAAGAGCUGAGGAGAGUUCAGAGGCAGCUUGAAGUUAUAAACACGAUUGUGGAGCCUGAUGGCGGUCUUCAGGCAGCAGCCGGCGCAGCAUCCCUCAGUCAGACUCGACCAUCCACAAGGGAGAAGAAACCCAGCACCAAACCUCGCGGAGCCCCCAACACCAACGAAAGCACCAAACGACCGCCUCGUGGACCCGAUGGGGCCCACAACAUGGCCUGAGCAGGCCACUGUAGCACCUCUGGAAAGUAACUGUGCAUCCACCAGUCCCUGCCUCUGACUGUAACACCCAGAUCCACAACUCAGUGCUGACUUCAGCUGUAAAUGUGUGGUUGGAGGCUGGUGUGGGUUUGUGGCGGGCCUGUUUGAGGUCUGCCUCUAACUUAUCAUCCAUUCGCAGCAAGAAUGGAUAUUUACAAAGCUUCUGACAAAUGCCGUGCAUCAGUGGAAUUUUUGGUCUGAAUUUAUUGGUUUCCAACCCAGAGUUUGGUUGACGUUGGUUUCCAACGUCAGAGCGAUGUGAUGAGGUGAUGAUCUCGGUGUCCCACAGGUCAUAGUUGUGAACUUUCAAGGAUGCAAAUUUUAAGUGAAAUGCUGCUGUGGACCAGAACCACAUGCAUCGUUUCUAGCAGACUCCUCUCACAUGAAUCCUUGCCUGUAAAUACUGCAGCUGUGAACAGACCUCAAACACGCCCCUUCCCUGUCUACAGGGAGCAGCUCAGUCAUGCUCCUUCCGGCUGUUACCGUGACGACCUGUCUCCGGUGUGUGUUUGUUAGGGUGGAGGAGCUGCGGCGUGUGGAUGCACUGAAACUGUCCAGAACUAACUCUCAUUCGUGGUCAGUGUAUAUCUGUAGAACUGCUUCCACUUUGCACAAGCUCAGCAAACGUAGUCAAAGCUCCAUAAUGAAGCAGCCGCUCGCGCCACCGUAGUACGUGGAUGAUGUACAAACAUAUACCGAUAAACUUUGUGCUUUGAUAAUCUGUUGUUGCGUUGCAUUUGAACAGAUAGAUUGUGUUGCUGUUUUUAUGUCUGUAUUUAUGAAGAGAAAGCCGUAGCUUCCUGUGGGCUGUGCAGACAGGAAACGGAACCCUGAGCUCAGCUGUAGAAGAGAAAACUAUGUAAUGUUGUGUUUCCUGAAUGUUUGGGUGCUCCGCUGCAAUGACGCUCAGCCUCAUUUUCUUUUGCCAUCUUGCCGUAAUUGUGCAUUAGCUUUGAAGCUGUGUCAGGUUAUGCUGAAUGAACAGACUUGUGCUGGUCCCUGAACGCAUCGCCUUUCUACCUAAAUUGAAAGAAAUGCGAGACCAGACUCAGCUCUGUUUGGCACACUGGAUUCUGAUAGAAAGGCUCGCCCCUUAACAUAGUUCAGGGUCAUGUGAAACAAAGGAACGCUGAGGUGUUCUCCACAAGUUCUGCCUCACUUAAUUAUGACACCUCAUGUGUUUCUGGUAAUGAAAUGAGCUGUAAGGCUGACACGCCGAGCUCUAAUCGCAGACCGCAGAUGUCUGUGGAAGCAAAGCUGCAGCUCUGAUCAGAACAAGCCACUGUCCAUUUGCCCCGUCCUGAUCUGUGAGGGCUCAGAGAGUCCAGUUUGACAGCGUUAUGUCAUGAGCACAGGCUGUAUUCCUGAUGAUGAAGUGUGGACUCAUCAGCUGAGAAAAAACUCGACAAUUAAUUUUUUUCUUUUCGAAGCUGCUCUGUCAGAGAAGCUGCAGACUUGGUUCCAGAGUUCAGGACUGACACUCUCCAAUUGAUGAACAGCUCGUGUCCUUUAUAUCCUCGUUUCAGCUGACUCUGCUUGCUGAGUUCUGCUCAUCUGUGAGCAGCAUGAGCUGCUGGAUCAGGCUCACCUGUGAUACAUCUGUGUGUUGUGGACUUGACUGUGUAACUCCAUUCAUCUGGAGUGUUUCUGAUCUUUGAAUUUCUUGUAAAUUUCUUGUUCGGCUGCGUUAGAAAAGUUUAUAUGAAGAAAGUAUUUAGAGUUUUACCUGUGAGAGCACUGCCUGCUCUCAGAGAGGCGGAGCGUGUGUGUGUGUGUGUUUUUUUGUUUAAGCAUCUGUGUGGGUAGAAGCCGGUUGUUGAGCGCGCUCAGUGAAACCCUCUUGAGCGAUUAGCCUAGCUUAGCACAAACCCUGGAAGCAGAGGGAAAGUGUUAGCAUAGCUCCACAGGAGGAAGUUUGCUGUGUGAAGACAUCAUCAGUGGGCGGGGCACACAUGGCAUGCCAGGAGCUCAUUUGCGUUGAGAGGACAGCAGACCCAGCCAAUCAUCGUCCAGCUGCGACUCUCAGGACCAGUGCAGGCGAGUGGCAGGCAGGUGAUGUAUUAGACGGGUCUGUGUGAGUCCAGGAUUUAUCCAGCCGCAGAGCUGUCCUGCACCUCUUCAGGAGGAAUUUGCCUCAACACACCGUUAGUGGGUGUGGUCUGUAGAGAGGGUGAACAGUUUAAGCUAGGCUCACAUCAGCUUGUGAACUGAGAGAGCUGAGAAAAAGAGGACUUCACUGAAUCUGCUGGAAUGUGCGUGUCUGAAGAAGCUGGACUUUUAUUUUGUAAGGUGCAUGUUUCCUGUAGCUUGCGGCAGGUGAGAGUUUGAGGCUGAGUCACCAAAUGUGCACUUUUUCAUUGCCGAACGCCUGUGAGGGCAGCUGGAGCUGAGCUUUGUUUGCUCGUGGUGUUUUGGCGCAGCCUUCCAGAAUGUACCGAUUCAUCGCCGCCCACAGCAGACACCUGAUUGGCCAUUGCUGUGAUGAUGUAACUGCUGCUGCUACAGGUCAUUUGGGCUACCUGCCUUUGUGUUUUACUUUUGUUACAGUGCAUGCGGCUGAGAAGCAGCCAGGCUGUAGAAACGUGUGCUCACGUCUCAUCGACCGUUUCACAUGUCUGACGGUCCUGCGGCCGCCCACGGCCUUUAUGUCCACAUAUCCGAAGCGUCACGCGUCAUCAUGACGGGAUUUCUUUUAUCAUCAUGUCAUUUGUAAUAAACUGAUCUCAUGCA